Messenger RNA from Dovyalis caffra, 327 nucleotides. NCBI's taxonomy places the organism in Eukaryota, Viridiplantae, Streptophyta, Magnoliopsida, Malpighiales, Salicaceae. The record is from the annotation of a GenBank genome assembly.
AUGCCAUUCACGCUGUCUGCUACCCUUACUCUCAAUGCUGUAAUGUGGUUCUUCUAUGGCUUUCUCCUGCACGAUUACUAUAUUGCACUUCCAAAUACACUGGGAUUCUUGUUUGGAAUUGCUCAAAUGAUCUUGUACUUGAUAUACAAGAAUGUUGAACAAAAAUCAGAUCUAGAACAGCCUGCAGCUAGUAAGAAGGUGAAGCAAAUGACUGAGAGUUGUACUGUAGAUGAUCCACGCAUGGACAUUAAGAUGUUCGUUUGUGAUCAUAAUCCCAACAAAUCAAAUGAAAACAAGAGAAUGGAGAUGAUGUCUUCCGAUGUAUAA